AUGGCUCACUCCCAAGGCGAUCCGUUCCCUUUCCAGAUUCCGAGUCCUCUCAGCCCUAUAAGCCCACCAGGAAUUGGUCGUCCACUAAAUGCACAAGUUGGCCACGUCUGGCCACCUCACAUCGGCACAGCGCCUGUGGGGUUAAAUCGUCCUCAACUUUAUCCGACAGCGACGAGGCAAUCAGGAAAUGCAGAAAGCGAAAUCACCGAAGACGAUGCGUCUAUCAGACAAGUGGCACCCCAGGACCCUGCUCAGACCCAGACGAAUACAGCUCGCCGGCUUUGGAGAGAGUUGGAUGCUUGGCAGGUCACCAUGAUUACUAUAGGGGUUGUACUGGGCACUGGUGUACUAGUGGCAUCUGGGACAGCACUCCAUCAAGGUGGACCUCUGGGUCUCGUGCUCGGAUUUGUAUUUUUAGGCUUUACUGCCUACUGCAUGAUGACCGCCUUGUGCGAGGCAAGGUUCAUUGGUGCCGUGACCAAAUAUAUUCAUCCAUCUAUAGGGAUGGGACUCGGCUGGACGUUUAUUCUAGAAUUCGUAUUCGUACCUCCUUCCCACAUUAAUACGGCAGCCACCGUAUUGGCUCAUGUAAAUCAAGCAAUCGGUCACCCUAAUACAAGUCCCUUCCAAUCCGAAGUGGCAAGAGGACUCUCUCGUUUCUUCUUCAUAAUACUCGUUAUUGCAGCCAAUCUUCUUGCCAUCAAAGCAUUUGGUAUAUUGGAAUUCUGGUUAUCCAGUUUCAAAGUUCUCGCCCUCAUUGCUCUAGCAAUCUUCGGCCUGGUGGUCAGCCUAGGAGGUGCUCGGCUUGAGGGUGGCGGUUUCGAUCGCAUAGGCUUCCGUUUCUGGGGAUCUCCAUUUGGUCCAAUGGGCCACGGAGUCGGGAUUGUUGACCCUCCAGGUGGAACGGAGCCCAAGGAUGUGUUUCUUGGUUUUUGGGCAGCACUCGUCCGAAUAUACUUUGCCUAUGUUGGACUGGAGAUGAUUGGUUUUGUGGUUGGUGAAGUCGCAAAUCCACGCACCUCUAUCCCAAAAGCCAUCAAGCAAAACCCUGCGCUGACCGAUCCUGAACUCUCUCUCCAAGGACAAGCAUCCACUUAUAUCAUUGCCGCCAGCCGUCUAGCCGGCCGAGCUCUCGUCCCCAUAAUCAAUGCAACCGUCAUCGUGUUUGCCUUGUCAGGCGCGACUGCGAAUAUCUAUAUGGGCUCUCGUAUGCUUUACGGACUUUCGUUGGACAAAAAGGCACCAGCGUUUCUUCGAAAGGUGACAACAAAAGGUCGUCCGACCCUUGCGCUUGCCUCCGUAGUUGCGUGGUGUUUUCUGAGCUACAUUGGCUACGACGAAGACAAUGGAAACCAAGCCUUUGCCUAUUUUGUGGACCUGACCACAUCCGCUGGGUCCAUUAGUUGGAUCUGUAUCUUUUGGGCCCAUAUCCGAUUUCGCAAAGCUUUCAGGCUACAGAAUCGCGAUAUCCGAGAACUACCAUACGUCGCACCGCUUCAACUGUACGGAACUUGGUUUGGGCUAGUCGUAACUAUAAUCUUCAGUAUAUUCAAGGGAUAUGAGAGCUAUGCCAAACGGAGCGGACGAGGUUUCGUUGCCGCUUACAUACUAUUUCUCUGGUUUGCCCUGGUGUCAAUUUUCUGGAAAUGGUACCGAAGUGACAGCGAGAAUCGGUUCGUUGACCUGCAUACGAUUGACCUGCAAAAGGGGCAAUACGAGAUUGACCUGGACGAACGCAGCUAUGAGCUACAAAACAACGGAAUUGUCGCUCCUUAA
Serendipita indica DSM 11827 is the source of this 1776-nucleotide messenger RNA. The record is from the annotation of a GenBank genome assembly. Lineage: Eukaryota; Fungi; Basidiomycota; Agaricomycetes; Sebacinales; Serendipitaceae.